CUCAAGUCUCAUCUUUUGAUCGUAGCUGAGAAGAGAAAAGAAGGAAAAUGGCGUUUGUGACAACUGCGGAAGUUUGUGACGCGAAUCAAGAGCUGAUUCGGAGUGGUCAGCUACGAGCUUUGCAACCCAUUUUCCAGAUUUAUGGCCGUCGACAAAUAUUCUCAGGACCAGUUGUUACUGUCAAAGUAUUUGAAGACAAUGGCUUAAUCCGUCAAUUCAUUGAGGAGAAAGGAAACGGUAGAGUUCUUGUGGUGGAUGGUGGAGGGAGUCAACGAUGUGCAAUACUCGGAGGUAACCCCGUGGUUCAAGCUCAGAACAACGGAUGGGCUGGAAUCGUUGUGAACGGAUGCAUCAGAGACGUCGAUGAGAUCAACGGUUGUGAUAUCGGAGUGAGAGCUUUGGCCUCUCAUCCGAUAAAGGCGAGUAAAAAGGGACUUGGAGAACAACGAGUUCCGGUUAAUAUUGCAGGGACUCGGAUUUGUGAUGGAGAAUGGCUUUAUGCAGAUACUGAUGGGAUUCUUGUCUCCCAAAUUGAGUUAUCCGUUUAAGAAAAAAGGCUCGUCUGGUUUUGGCUUUGAUCAGUUACAAAAAAAAAAAAAAAAAACAGAACUUGGUUUGUGUUCUUCUUCUUUUUACUUAAGAGAUUGUCAAAUUAUAAUGGAAAAUAAUUUCUGUUUUGAAUCAAGUAUCAUAUUAAUA
Molecule: messenger RNA, 699 nt
Organism: Arabidopsis arenosa
Lineage: Eukaryota; Viridiplantae; Streptophyta; Magnoliopsida; Brassicales; Brassicaceae
Source: the annotation of a GenBank genome assembly